AACCCGGAAGAAGAGCUAACCUUGACAAGCAGGCAGAACUCAUGUGCUGGUGGCUCUUAAGGAAAGAGACCAUUUAAUAAAUAACAUUUAGAAGGGCAUACUCUAACAGCUGCAAGUAUUUUUCCGGUAGUAAUUGUUUUUCUCCACAUAUAUAUUUUUUGUGAGAAAACUCAAUAUUUUAGCAAGAUGUGAAUGUUUAUCACUUUCCGGAUCAUUUCUGCACUCCCUGUCGUCUGGUUGUCUUCAUGUGGGCAUCGCCUGCUAUCCAGAGAUGAGGACCCCUUUUCUGUUUGUGAGCAGAAGCUGUAAGGCUUUUCACAAACUGCAACAAAGCCCAUUUUUCUCCCCAUUUUCAGCUCUAUCGAGGCAUCAGAGGAUCGCUGUGUUGAGACACUCGAGCAAUCAUUCCUGUGAAGACUACAAACAUUACUACAUAACCACUCCCAUCUUCUAUGUCAACGCUUCUCCUCAUCUAGGACACCUGUACUCAGCUGUGAUAGCUGACUGCUUACACAGGUACAAGCUUCUCCAGGGCUUCAACUCAAAGUUUGCAACAGGCACAGACGAACAUGGCUUGAAAAUCCAACAAGCCGCUGAAGCUGCCGGAAAAGAUCCCUUAACCUUCUGCACGGAUGUGUCUGAGAGAUUCAAACAUCUGUUCAACAGCUGCAACAUAUCGUAUACAGACUACAUAAGAACCACUGAGCAGAGACACCGACGGGCCGUAGAGCAUUUCUGGUCAGUGCUCUGCGACAAAGGGCUCAUCUAUAAGGGGAGUUAUGAAGGCUGGUACUCCACCCAAGAUGAAAGCUUCCUCACGCCGUCGCAGGUGGGCGACGCUUUGGACUCAUCAGGGAAGGAGAUCAAAGUAUCACUGGAGAGUGGCCACAAGGUGGAGUGGAUGAAAGAGGAGAACUACAUGUUCCGUCUGUCUGCGUUUCGGUCUCAGCUGCUCGACUGGCUCAGAGCGAAUCCCCGGGCCGUUCAGCCUGAGCGCUUCUACCACGCUGUCCUCCAGUGGCUGCAGGAGGAGCUUCCCGAUCUCUCCGUCUCCCGCCAGAGAAGCCGCCUUCAGUGGGGCAUCCCGGUCCCGGGUGAUGCUGAACAAACCAUCUAUGUGUGGUUAGAUGCACUGGUGAACUACCUCACAGUAGCUGGCUAUCCAGAUGAACACGACCAAUGGUGGAACACGGCGCACCACAUUGUUGGAAAGGACAUCUUAAAGUUUCAUGCCAUCUACUGGCCAGCUUUUCUUCUUGGGGCUGGACUGCCGCUGCCACAGACAAUAUAUGUGCACUCUCACUGGACAGUAGGGGGGAAGAAGAUGUCUAAAAGUUUGGGUAAUGUGGUGGAUCCUCUCGAACGCUCACAGAUGUUCACAACUGAUGGUAUGAGGUACUUUCUUCUGCGUCAGGGAGUCCCCGACUCAGACUGUGAUUACACAGACGUCAAAGUCAUCAAGCUGCUCAACGCAGAGCUCGCCGACUCUCUCGGUGGUCUGCUGAACCGCUGCACAGCUCCAGCUCUUAACCCGGCUCAGGUCUACCCUUCUUUCUGCCCUCAGUCCUUCCCACGUGAGCAGAAAGGCAGAGCCGUGGUUGAGGACUACCACAUGUUGGAUGCAGUAAGAAACCUCCCGGCCGUGGUGGAGCAGCACUACGAGAACAUGCACGUAUACAAAGCUCUGGAGGCCAUCGCUGCCUGUGUGAGGAAGACCAACGGGUUUGUUCAGCGCCACGCACCUUGGAAGCUGGAUAAGAGGGACAGUGAAGACCAGCGCUGGCUAGACACCAUCAUCCAUGUCUCCCUCGAAUGCCUGCGGAUAUACGGCACGCUCCUCCAGCCAGUGGUGCCAGGGAUUUCUGACAAGCUCUUGUCCAGACUCGGGGUGCGGCCGGGCGAGAGGAGCUGGGCAGAUGUGAACUUCCUGCCAAGGUUUCAGGGAAUGGUCUGUCCCUUUGAAGGGAGAGCGCUAGGAUCGGACUCUGGAGUUCUUUUUAGUCGCUUGGAAAAUCUGAAUUUAGAUAAACAAAAGCCUAAGGAAUCAAAGACAGCAAACACGAAAUGA
Molecule: messenger RNA, 2068 nt
Organism: Anoplopoma fimbria (sablefish)
Lineage: Eukaryota; Metazoa; Chordata; Actinopteri; Perciformes; Anoplopomatidae
Gene: mars2
Product: methionyl-tRNA synthetase 2, mitochondrial
Exons: 3
Coding region: 272-2068 (598 amino acids)
Biological process (GO): methionyl-tRNA aminoacylation
Molecular function (GO): ATP binding; methionine-tRNA ligase activity
Source: RefSeq, a predicted model, not a curated record